GGUUUUCGUCGCUAUAUACACAUGCAAAAAACAAAUAUGCUCUUCGUAUAUACAGUGCGUUGUUUAUCCAUUAAUUAUAUUCAGUUAUCAAUUAUCGCACAUAUUUUUUUGAUCUUUUCAGACAGAUGAAUUUGAUUUGAUAAACAGUCAUGUCGCUGGACCAAACAGUGUGUGAAGAUCUCAAAGCUUUCGAAAGGCGACUUACUGAAGUUAUUGCUAGUCUACAACCAGCCACAACACGAUGGAGAAUGUUGUUGGGCUUGAUCUCUAUCUGUACAGCUAUCGGUGCCUGGCAUUGGCUGACAGAUCCAAAUACAUCAGCAGUAUCCUUUACACAGAGUUUAUGCAAUCAUCCAUUCUUCACAAUGGCUAGUAUAAUAUUAGUGAUAUUAUUUAUGAUGGGAGUGCAUAGACGAGUGAUAGCACCCAGUAUUAUAACUCAGCGAGCCAGAAGUGUGCUUGGUGAUUUUAACAUGAGUUGUGACGAUACAGGAAAGUUGAUAUUGAAGCCCACUAGAUCUUCGCAUCCUCACGAGACUUAAAAAUGUUUCUAUCUAUAAAUAAAAAUGUAAAUGUUAAUAUA
This is a messenger RNA of Nylanderia fulva, 583 nucleotides long. Lineage: Eukaryota; Metazoa; Arthropoda; Insecta; Hymenoptera; Formicidae. The record is from RefSeq and is a predicted model, not a curated record.